UCUUCUGACUUUUCUCUCACUAGAUCUCCUCCUACUCCUCCGUCUCAGUAGACGAUCAGAUUCAUAUAUAUAUAUAUAAAUAUAUAUGUAUAUAUAUGAAUGCUAACAUGGAACCAAUCGGUAGAUGCCAUGUGGUGGCCUUGCCCUAUCCGGCAAGAGGACACAUCAACCCUAUGAUGAACCUCUGCAAAUUGCAAGCUUCCCGGAGCCACGAUCUUCUGAUCACCUUCGUCGUCACGGAGGAGUGGCUCGGCUUCAUUGGCUCCGAGUCCAAGCCGGCUAACCUUCGCUUCGGCACAAUCCCAAACGUCUUGCCUUCCGAGCUGGUCCGAGCCUCCGACAUGCUCGGCUUCGUCGAAGCCACUCUAACCAAGAUGGAGGAGCCGUUUGAGAAGCUGCUGGACCGGCUGGAGCCACCGCCAACGGUCAUCAUGGCUGAUGUUUGUGUUUCGUGGGCGAUUAUUGUCGGGAAUCGGAGGAAUAUUCCGGUGGCUGCGCUUUGGCCUAUGCCGGUGGCCGUGUUUUCCUUCAUUUACCAUUUUGACCUCUUGGUGGAGAACCAGCAUUAUCCUUUUGAUUUGUCAGAAAGAGGAGAUGAGUUGGUGGAUUACAUCCCUGGAAUAUCAUCAACCCGUCUAGCAGACCUUCCUACAAUCUUCUACAAGAGCCAACGACACUUCAUGUCCCAAGGUAUAAAAAUGAUUUCUGAUGUCUCAAAAGCACAAUUUUGCUUGUUCUCUUCCAUAUUGGAGCUCGAAGCUCAAGUCAUCAAUGCUUUAAGACCAAAAUUGCCAAUUCCAAUGUACUCUUUUGGCCCUCUUAUACCUCACUUCACCCUCGAAGAUCAAGAAAAUGCCCCUGAUCAUAUGACUAGCCACAAUGACACCAACUCUCGCAAAUGGUUAGAUUCUCAACCUCAAGGCUCUGUUCUGUACAUUUCAAUGGGGAGCUACUUUUCUAUUUCAAGUGCUCAAAUGGAUGAAAUUGUAGCUGGGUUGUCCGCUAUCGGUGUUAGGUUUUUGUGGGUGGCGCGUGGGGAAGCUUCGAGGCUAAAGGAGGCUUGUGGAGACUCGGGAAUGGUAGUGCCCUGGUGUGACCAAUUGAAGGUACUGUGCCAUUCUUCAGUAGGAGGAUUUUGGAGUCAUUGUGGAUGGAAUUCGACUAUGGAAAGUGUUUUCGCGGGCGUGCCAAUGCUCACUUUCCCUAUGCAUAUGGAUCAAGUCCCAAUCAGUAAGACUAUAGUGGAAGAUUGGAGGAUUGGGUGGAGGGUCCUCAAGAGGGAGGUGGGAAUGGAAAAUUUGGUGGGGAGAGAGGAAAUUGCUGACCUUGUGAGGAGGUUCAUGGAUUUGGAAAGUCCAGAGAGAAGGGAAAUGAUUAGAAGGGUAAGAGAACUUCAAGGAAUUUCUCGACAAGCAAUUGCAAAAGGAGGAUCUUCUGAAGUCAAUCUUGGUGUUUUCAUUAGGGAUAUUUUGCAACUAAGUUGAUUUACCUAAUGUGUUAAGGUUGAUCAAACAUUAUGAGCACUAUUGUAUUAACGCAUGACAUUUGGAGUUUCAACUACAUUUUUUGUAAUGUUAUGUUUGAGAGUACGGAAUUGGUUUCUUGGA
Messenger RNA from Cornus florida, 1607 nucleotides. Its product is annotated as UDP-glycosyltransferase 87A2-like. The record is from RefSeq and is a predicted model, not a curated record. The coding region runs from base 96 to 1484 and encodes 462 amino acids. Gene Ontology annotation, molecular function: UDP-glycosyltransferase activity. The transcript is spliced from 2 exons. Lineage: Eukaryota; Viridiplantae; Streptophyta; Magnoliopsida; Cornales; Cornaceae.